Sphaeramia orbicularis (orbiculate cardinalfish) is the source of this 4087-nucleotide messenger RNA. RefSeq names its product mitogen-activated protein kinase kinase kinase 19 (gene map3k19). The transcript has 11 exons. Bases 90 to 3605 code for a protein of 1171 amino acids. Lineage: Eukaryota; Metazoa; Chordata; Actinopteri; Kurtiformes; Apogonidae. The record is from RefSeq and is a predicted model, not a curated record. Gene Ontology annotation, molecular function: protein kinase activity; ATP binding. Gene Ontology annotation, biological process: protein phosphorylation.
ACUGAAUGGGGUUUUGAUGUGGAUGGGAAGUGAAUCAACCAAAAAACUCAAACUCAGAUAAGGGGACCCCCAUCUGUUUCCAAAAUGCCAUGGAAACACUGAGAGACAUCAGACGAGCCUAUCAGGAUGCAGGGGGGAGAAGCAGUACCAGAGGAGGCCUGUGUCUGCCCAGUCUGAAUGGAAACACCAGGAUCCAUUCAGAUGGUUCUGACCUGGUGAAUACCCGUAGCCUCUGCAUCCCUGCAACUCCUGCACACAGACAAAGAACUAGAAGUGUGGUGGCUACCUCUCCAUCCUCGUCCAGUGUUCAGUGUGGGAUUGAGCCCAGUCAACUAAGCAGAUCAGCCCCCACUAUCAUGGAACCACUGCUGGGUGCAAACGCCAUGAGCCAGGCCAGGGCUCACAUCCACAGCCGACUUGGUUCGAGUUCUACUACUGAGCAAAAGGGAUUCGUACCAGUGCUGCAUCCAAACCCCAGGACUCCAAAGAGCUUGGCCCCUCUGAAGGUCAGGCCCAGAGACAGUGGGGCUCCAGUGCUUAAACACCAUGUUCCCCUGAAACCCAUCAGCCAGAGGCCCCUCUGCUCAAGGGUCUGGCUAAGGAGAGGCAGGUCAUCCUGGGGCAGCCCACUCAUCAACUCUCCUUCUGGUAAGGGUGGAAGUGAGGAAAGUGGGUCCAGCAGUCACAGCAGCAGCCAGAGUUCCAUCAAUCUGGAGGAGGAAGAUGGUGGGGAUAUCCACAAGAAAGAUUCUGAUGACAGCCAUGUAAGGUUUGUGGGAGAAAGCCUGUUGGAUCAUCCAAAUCAUGUCGGAUACACUGACUGCAGGCUUCAGAAGGUGACAGAGCAUUUUAGUAUUGGACCAAGGAGGACCCCCAUACCACCAAUCCACAGAUCAGAUCAGAACAAUGAAGACAAACCUAUCACUCAAACAAUUAAUUUACUUAGCACUGAAAAAAGUCUAAAUUAUGAAGGGAAAGUCUUAUUAAUGAAUUUCAAUCAUCAAUCCCAGUUGAAAAUUACCUAUGCACAACAUGAAGACACCGUGGGUCACAUUCAGGACACUGUGAAUGAUGAUAUACCAAUCACAUCAAAAAACCUUGUGGUCUGCACUAUAGAACCUGAGACUCUGGACAGUAAUGGGGUGUGCUAUAUUAAUAUUGACCACAGUGAUGCUAUAGCAUCCUCUGGAGGGAAUUACAUUAAUGACCAACAGCAUGUAAAACAGGAAGCAAGAACGAUGCAGAAUUUUUUGAGUGGAGAAACCCAUCAACCUACUCCCACCCUCACUAAGGAAGUAAAAGUAAACUCUCCCGCAGUGACAAAAGCCUUGUUUUUUACCCCAGCUGUAAACCAAUCACUAUCAGUGGAUGUGGUACAAAAACCAAACAAGAGAAAAGUUAAAACCAUUAAAUCAUUAUGUAACAAUGAGAGAAGAAUGAGCAUGAACUGUGAACUAAGAGCAAAUAUCAAAAGUAAUCAGUCCUUAGUGCACAGAGACCAAAACCUCUUGAAUCAGAACAAAUCCAAAAGCAAUGUGAAGUACUCCUCAUAUUCCACUCAAGUCAAACCUGAUUUAAUAAUUGAUGGAGAUGUAGCGCUUACAAAAAUGAAAUCAAAGCUUAAAUCCGUGAUGAGUUCUCAUCGUAACACUGAUGUCCCAUCAGGCCAAAAAAAGGCUGUGGAGGUGCAUCAUCUGCAGAAAAGAAACAAUCUGGACAAGCUGAAUCGAGGCCAGCAGCAUUUACAAGUAAAGGAGAUGAAUACUUCACAGCAGCUAAAGAGACAUGGAGCAGCUGGGACACUCAGAUCCAAAUCUGCUGUGGACUUGAUCACUUAUAAAGACAUGUUUCAGCCAAUACAGAGUGGGGAUGAAGGACCGGCCAUUUACGAGAUGUUUGCUGGUCCGAUCUAUGAUAACCUGAGGGUUUCUAGUUCAUGUGAGAAAAGUAAAGGCAGACAAGUAGAGUCUGCGCCGUCCAAAAAGACACCACCAAACCACAAAGCCAAACACAGACCCGUGAAACAUGCACAGAGUAAGAGGAGAAGCCCAGGGGAGAGUACAAUGGUUUCUGCUAAAAGCAAACCAAGACCAUCAAAGGUAAAACCUGCUCUUAUCUCCGUGUCCAGGAGGGCCACGCAGAAACAGGAGGGACUGCAUAAAACUGGAGAGCAUAUGAAGACAGAGGUAGUUCCAGAGGAUGCUGAAGUUUAUCAUAAUACUGCAGUAGGCAAGGAUGAGGAUCGUAACUUAUCGACAAUAGAGGAGGUUCAUUCUAAGUUUGGGUCUGAAACACUCAGAACUGACCACACAUUGACCCAGGCCCAUGGUUUGAACCAGAUGCAGAUGAAUAUGCAGAUGGCAGCAGAUAUGACUCCACCAGAAACCAGAACUCAGACCGGCCUUCUCCCUAGACUCGAACUAUCUCAGAGCCCCCAACAAUCCAAGAUCAAUACUUGGACCUCUUCUUUUGGAAACACCAUGUCACCGGUUUACCAGAGAUUUUUGGAUGAAUAUGGGGAUGGGCCUCUUACAGAUGAUCUACUCCAGUGUUUGGCAGAGGAAUUGAUCUCAUUGGAUGAGAGGGAUGUAUCCCUCAGCCCAAGUUCAGGCAACACGGAACCAAAUAAAAAGGAGGCCAACUCUGCUUCAGGAAGAAGUACGUCUCAAAAGGGAUCUUCUGUAUGCAGUCCAGUUCUUCAUGGCUCUGGGUUCAGUGACACAAUAACAUGGACAAAGGGUGAAGUUCUUGGCAGAGGGGCCUAUGGGACGGUGUACUGUGGCCUGACCGGCCAGGGUCAGCUAAUCGCUGUCAAGCAGGUGAACCUCGACGCCUCUGAUCCUGACACUGCCAAGAGGGAAUACUGUCGCCUGCAAGGGGAAGUCGAGCUGCUUAAAGCCCUCUGUCAUGUCAACAUUGUGGGGUUUUUGGGGACGUCGCUUUAUCAGCAUGUGGUUUCUAUCUUCAUGGAGUAUGUUCCAGGAGGAUCCAUUGCCAGCAUCCUACACAGGUUUGGUCCUUUGCCUGAGCGAGUACUGGCCCUAUACACUCAUCAGAUCCUGCAAGGGGUGGCCUACCUUCACCUGAACAGGGUGAUUCACCGAGACUUAAAGGGCAACAAUGUCAUGCUGAUGCCCACUGGUGUCAUCAAACUUAUAGACUUUGGCUGUGCACGCCGUCUCAACUGCUUACACCAAACUGCCAGCAACAGUGGAGACCUGCUCAAGUCUGUUCAUGGCACACCUUACUGGAUGGCACCAGAAGUUAUCAAUGAGACAGGCUAUGGCAGGAAGUCAGAUAUAUGGAGUGUGGGUUGUACCGUCUUUGAGAUGGCCACAGGGAAACCACCACUAGCGCACAUGGACAAGAUGGCUGCCCUGUUCUACAUCGGGGCUCAGAGGGGUUUGAUGCCCACUUUACCAGACACUUUCUCAGAAAAUGCUAAAGACUUUGUGAAAAUAUGCUUGACGAGUGACCAGGCACAUCGGCCAUCUGCAGAUCAGCUGCUCAAACACUCAUUUAUUCCCAGAAAUGAAGCUGAAGGACAUGCUGAAGCAACAAAGAGCAAACCCUGCUGUGGCCACGAACAGGGACUGUGUGGAUGACAAGAACUUAGACUUAAAAGAAGAAAGAUUGUAGACUGAUGAACCAUUUAAGCGUUCUUUUCUGAUGCUGAGAGAGGCUGGAGCCAUUAGUUGAUACAGAGUUGGAGGUGUUGGGGUUUAUGUCAUAGACCCUUCUGGAAGUUACAUUCUGAAGUAAAAAGAGUAAGGGUCAGUCCAUCUCAGUUCACCCAAUGAGUAAAACCCCACCUCCUCCAACUUUGAUGAAAUUUGGUGUAUGAGUCAUUAAUAGCCAAAAAAGCCAAACUUUACAAUUUUAACUUUAUCGGACCAACGGUUUUCAAGAUAUUCAAGAAUAUAAACUGGAUGUAACAAGAAGCACUUUUGUCCAGUGUAUUUCAUUUGCUCCAGUAGUAGAACUAAUUGAUAGAACAGAGGCCCUAUGGAGCUCAUUUCCUUCCAGCGACUCAUAAAUCACGUAACAAUAAACUCUGCAGAGAUAAAAAAUAAAACAUUGCCUGACU